This is a messenger RNA of Sordaria macrospora k-hell, 1398 nucleotides long. RefSeq lists its product as uncharacterized. Gene Ontology annotation, molecular function: lipid binding; protein binding. Gene Ontology annotation, cellular component: actin cortical patch; medial cortex; Rvs161p-Rvs167p complex. Gene Ontology annotation, biological process: endocytosis; actin cortical patch localization; plasma membrane tubulation. The record is from RefSeq and is a predicted model, not a curated record. NCBI's taxonomy places the organism in Eukaryota, Fungi, Ascomycota, Sordariomycetes, Sordariales, Sordariaceae.
AUGAGCUUCAGGGGCUUUCAGAAAAGCGUGAUUCGCGCACCACAACAAUUCAAGCAAAAGUUCAACCUCGGCGAGCAUACCAAAGACGCUGUCUACAUCGACUCCGAGCGCAGAUUCCAAGAGCUCGAAACUGAGACCAAGCGCCUUCACGAUGAGAGCAAAAAGUACUUCGAGGCCAUCAAUGGCAUGCUGCAACACCAGAUCGAGUUCUCCAAGGCCAUGACCGAAAUCUACAAGCCCAUCAGCGGUCGCAUGUCCGAUCCCGACUCCCUUGUCCCCCAUGGAAACAUUGAGGGUAUUGCCGCCUGCGAGGAGUAUGAGGCCGUUGUCAAGGACCUGCAGGAAACACUGGCGCCAGAGUUGGAGAUGAUCGAGAGUAGGAUUAUUCGGCCAGCGAACGAGCUCCUCGAUGUGGUCAAGGUCAUUCGCAAAACGGCCGUGAAACGCGAGCACAAGAAGCUGGACUACGACAGACACCGCGCCACCCUCAAGAAGCUCCAGGACAAGAAGGAUCGGUCGGCAAAGGACGAGAAGGCUAUGUGGAAGGCUGAGAACGACGUUGAGCAGGCCACUCAAGAGUACAACUACUUCAACGAUCUGCUUAAGGACGAGCUACCCAAGCUGUUUGCCCUCGAACGCCAGUUCAUUCAGCCGCUUUUCCAGUCCUUCUACUACAUGCAGCUCAACAUCUUCUAUACCCUACACGAGAAGAUGCAGCAUUGCGACAUUGGCUACUUCGAUCUGACUUUGGACAUUGAGGAGGCCUUCCACGCCAAGCGUGGCGACGUCCAAGAGCGUGCGGAGGCGCUCUCCAUCGUCAAGUUCAAGACCACGGGUAUGAAGCGACCGCCAAAGUACCAACGUCCUGGUGCCCUCGAAGGAAACAAGCCAGCAGGCCUUCUUACAGCUGGUUCCUCGACGACCACUUCCACCGGUACCCCUGAAGCGGCUCCUUCAGUGACAGCCCCCCGACCCUGGGAACAGCAACAAGCUCCUGCUGUUACAGCACCGCGACCUUGGGAGACUCAGGCGGAACCCGUAGAAGCGCAUGCUCCACCACCGUAUUCGGUGAAGCCGAGCACGCUACAUGCGACACCAGCCUCCUACGCCGCUCCAGUUGCCAGCCCGAAACCCUCGUCGUUGUCCAUGGCGGCGGCCGCAAAGGCCAAGCCCCCACCGCCGAAGCCCAAGCCCAAGGCCCUCAUGGCGGCACCCCAGGUAGAGACCGUCACGGCACUUUACGACUACUCGGCGCAAGCAGAGGGCGAUCUAAGCUUCCGUGCCGGUGAUGUGAUUGAGAUAGUAACAAGGACUGCGAACGAGAAUGAGUGGUGGAUUGGAAAGUUGCAUGGAAAGCAGGGUCAAUUCCCAGGUAACUAUGUCCAAUUGAAUAGCUAG